GUCAAAAGCUAGCUCAAAAAUGGUGAGACGCCCACUUACACCCAACAAGAACUGCAAUCCAACAGUGAAGAAGGGCGCUUGGAGUGCAGAAGAAGAUCAGAAGCUCGUUGCUUAUAUCAGGAGAUAUGGCAUUUGGAACUGGACUCACAUGCCCAAACCUGCUGGUUUGGCAAGAACUGGGAAAAGUUGUAGACUUCGGUGGAUGAACUAUUUGAGGCCUAACAUCAGGCAUGGAAACAUCGCCAAACAAGAGGAGGAUCUGAUCAUCGAGUUGCAUCGCCUUCUCGGGAAUAAAUGGGCGGCCAUAGCAGCUAGACUUCCCGGACGGACUGACAAUGAAAUAAAGAAUUAUUGGAACACCCGCUUAAAGAAACGCGUCGGCUAUGGUAACAAGUUGCAAAUUCCAACCGCAUGUCAUAUUAAAGUUAAGCCCUAUCCCAAUGACAGUUCAUCCCAUCAAAAUGCAUCUCUUCCCACUAUUGAUACUCCAAAAUUAGAUCCCCACGUUGUACCGCCAAAUGAAAUUCUGACAGUGAGUGCAAAUAGCUUCUACACCUCUUGUGGAGUUCACUGUGGUGACAAAGCCUCGCAGAAUAGCUGGUAUUCACCAUGCAGCGUAAUUGGAGAAGAAGAAAGCUCGUGGGAACAAAUUCUUGCGCUGAGAGAUUUUGAAAUUGUAGAGACUUUCUGUGGCACGUACAUGCAUUCGGGAGCUACAGACCCUGCCCUUGUGUGCAUGCAGCAGUAUCUCGUGUACCACAGCGAUUCCUGUGAAGAUUUCAGCAUGGAUUUAUGGGGAAAAUGACGAUUGCUGAGGGCACUUGUACGCAGAUGAAGAGGUGCCAUAUGAUUGCUGGUAGUUUCGUGUUAAGGGUGUGGUUCAUUCUAAGGAUGGUGUUUCAGAUUUAAUAAAUCUAGGAUGCAUCUUUAACUUCCAAAGAAUGUGAAAUAAUGUAACGAG
Eucalyptus grandis is the source of this 961-nucleotide messenger RNA. RefSeq names its product transcription factor MYB23-like. The transcript has 3 exons. The record is from RefSeq and is a predicted model, not a curated record. The coding region runs from base 20 to 805 and encodes 261 amino acids. NCBI's taxonomy places the organism in Eukaryota, Viridiplantae, Streptophyta, Magnoliopsida, Myrtales, Myrtaceae.